Molecule: messenger RNA, 1243 nt
Organism: Styela clava
Lineage: Eukaryota; Metazoa; Chordata; Ascidiacea; Stolidobranchia; Styelidae
Source: RefSeq, a predicted model, not a curated record
CUUAAAGAGAGCAAGAACUGCUAUGUGAAGUCUUCGAGUGGAAGUACUUUAGGCGUUUGGCAUAUUCCGCCAGUCACUCAGUACGAUACUCCAGAGGUCAAAUCAGGGUCAUUACAAGACGCUGAGAAAAUCAUCAUUUAUUGCCAUGGCAACUCGUUUCAUCGUGGUUUCAAGCAUCAAAGAGAUUUAUAUUCAGAGCUGCAGAAAUCAGAGCUCCGAAAACAGAGAGUCGCAUGCUGCUGAUCGCACUUACAUCAGCACGAGGGCGCUAUCGCUCAUGUACGACCAGAAAGAUGGCACUCGACUCCCUGACUGUCUGAUACUUGAAGCUCCGUUCACGAAUACAUAUGAUGCCGCAGACUGCUUCCCACUAUCUAAGUAUUUCUAUCGGCUCUAUCCCUUCAUGAGGUCUCAGGUUCACAAGAAUAUCAAACAAUAUGACAUUGAGCUCAGGACUGAGAAGUAUCUGCCGACAAUAAAGGCUCCUGUUAUGAUUUUACAUGCUAAAGAUGAUCAGAGAAUAGACAUUCAUCUAGGUGAGACUUUGUACAAGAAGACAACCUCUGACCCCAUGACGAAAUCUCCUUACAUUCGCUUCAUUCGAAUGCACGAGGAUUACGGAGUGAAGCACUAUACUGCUAAGUAUCCUGUGAUAAGGCAGUUAGUGCGUGAUUUCAUACUUGAAGUAGCAAAGAUCAAAGGUGAUCAGGAACAUGGAAGUAAAAAUAGAUUUGAAUUGAUCGAUAUUUAAUUUUCAUUUUUGGUAUUUAAUUAGGCUAUAUAUAUUUAUAUAGGUUAUUCUAUAUAUUUGUAAAUGAAAUGUUUUUUAUUUGUAGUUUUGAGCCUCUGGCUCAGUAACCAAAUCUAUUAUCUGUAACUGGCCCACUCAGAAAAAUAAUUGCCCACGCCUGGCUUAGAAUUUCAUUCUAUAUUGGUUCAUCUCAAAGUAAGUUAAUUAUUCGUAGACUUUUUUCCUGUGAAUCAAACAUUAAAGGACGGAACUAUAUUACUGUAUCGCCCAGCAUUGAUAACAAUCAUCUCAUUCCAAAUUUCACCCUGUGUUUUUAGAAAUUUUGUAGGCUUUAUUUCUAUAAUUAAGAGUAUUUCAACAUAACUUAUUAAUUGAUUGUAGUUUAUAUUUUCAUCAUUACUGUGCAACUUUGCUUACAAAUGAGUCUCCUUCACUUCUGAGUGAGUGCCCGUAACUUUGCUCAGAGAUGAGUCUCCUUUACUUCUGAGUGAG